Molecule: messenger RNA, 3167 nt
Organism: Brienomyrus brachyistius
Lineage: Eukaryota; Metazoa; Chordata; Actinopteri; Osteoglossiformes; Mormyridae
Exons: 3
Coding region: 2191-2814 (207 amino acids)
Source: RefSeq, a predicted model, not a curated record
CGCCUCCUCAAAGUGACCCUCAAAUCGAUAUAGGUUUAAGUAGCAGAAAUGUGCAGGACCCAGUCAAUGACAAUUCUCAGGCUUCAAGAAAAAAGUCGUCUUGUCUCAGAUUCUGGAGGAAGGUGGCUAAAGUGAGCGUGGCUGAAGUGAGCAUGGCUGAAGUGAGCCAAGACUUGCCCAAUGACUGUGCAGCUGACAAUGGACCUGAAGACAAUGUCGUGCAGGUGAGCAGCCAACAGGACAGUGCAAGCUCAGGAAUAGAACUGAAUGUUGAUGGAGAUCUAUUCAGAUGGAGGAUAGUAAGAAGUAGGCUGGGCAGGAGAAGCACACGGCACCAAACCUUACAGCGGGUGAAAUGUAUAGUGGACAACAGACAUACCCAUUCUGAAAAUGAUUUGGGAAGACCUGCUAAAAGGCAGAGGCGGCAGCCCAUGAGGAGAUUCAACCAGAGGAGACCCAUUCCGACUCGCACAAAGUCAGACACCGAACUCGUGAAUCCAACAAAGUCAGACUGGGGAGAGCCCAGCCCCCAGAGAGCUGCAGACAGUACCUGGAGAGGGAUGGAGGAGCUCCCCAUUAUGCAGGCCACGUAAACAUGUUCCACUUGGUUUGUGACCCUCCUCCUCAAAGCGACUCGCCUCCACAAUGACCCGCUUCCUCCACAAAGACUCUCGCCUCCUCAAAGUGACCCUCAAAUCGAUAUAGGUUUUAGUUGCAGAAAUGUGUAGGACCCAGUCAAUGACAAUUCUCAGGGUUCAAGAAAAAAGUCGUCUUGUCUCAGAUUCUGGAGGAAGUUGGCUAAAGUGAGCGUGGCUAAAGUGAGCAUGGCUGAAGUGAGCCAAGACUUGCCCAAUGACUGUGCAGCUGACAAUGGACCUGAAGGCAAUGUCGUGCAGGUGAGCAGCCAACAGGACAGUGCAAGCUCAGGAAUAGAACUGAAUGUUGAUGGAGAUCUAUUCAGAUGGAGGAUAGUAAGAAGUAGGCUGGGCAGGAGAAGCACCCGGCACCAAACCUUACAGCGGGUGAAAUGUAUAGUGGACAACAGACAUACCCAUUCUGAAAAUGAUUUGGGAAGACCUGCUAAAAGGCAGAGGCGGCAGCCCAUGAGGAGAUUCAACCAGAGGAGACCCAUUCCGACUCGCACAAAGUCAGACACCGAACUCGUGAAUCCAACAAAGUCAGACUGGGGAGAGCCCAGCCCCCAGAGAGCUGCAGACAGUACCUGGAGAGGGAUGGAGGAGCUCCCCAUUAUGCAGGCCACGUAAACAUGUUCCACUUGGUUUGUGACCCUCCUCCUCAAAGCGACUCGCCUCCACAAUGACCCGCUUCCUCCACAAAGACUCUCGCCUCCUCAAAGUGACCCUCAAAUGACCCUCAAAUCGAUAUAGGUUUUAGUUGCAGAAAUGUGCAGGACCCAGUCAAUGACAAUUCUCAGGGUUCAAGAAAAAAGUCGUCUUGUCUCAGAUUCUGGAGGAAGGUGGCUAAAGUGAGUGUGGCUGAAGUGAGCAUGGCUGAAGUGAGCCAAGACUUGCCCAAUGACUGUGCAGCUGACAAUGGACCUGAAGACAAUGUCGUGCAGGUGAGCAGCCAACAGGACAGUGCAAGCUCAGGAAUAAAACUGAAUGUUGAUGGAGAUCUAUUCAGACGGAGGAUAGUAAGAAGUAGGCUGGGCAGGAGAAGCACCCGGCACCAAACCUUACAGCGGGUGAAAUGUAUAGUGGACAACAGACAUACCCAUUCUGAAAAUGAUUUGGGAAGACCUGCUAAAAGGCAGAGGCGGCAGCCCAUGAGGAGAUUCAACCAGAGGAGACCCAUUCCGACUCGCACAAAGUCAGACACCGAACUCGUGAAUCCAACAAAGUCAGACUGGGGAGAGCCCAGCCCCCAGAGAGCUGCAGACAGUACCUGGAGAGGGAUGGAGGAGCUCCCCAUUAUGCAGGCCACGUAAACAUGUUCCACUUGGUUUGUGACCCUCCUCCUCAAAGCGACUCGCCUCCACAAUGACCCGCUUCCUCCACAAAGACUCUCGCCUCCUCAAAGUGACCCUCAAAUGACCCUCAAAUCGAUAUAGGUUUUAGUUGCAGAAAUGUGCAGGACCCAGUCAAUGACAAUUCUCAGGGUUCAAGAAAAAAGUCGUCUUGUCUCAGAUUCUGGAGGAAGGUGGCUAAAGUGAGUGUGGCUGAAGUGAGCAUGGCUGAAGUGAGCCAAGACUUGCCCAAUGACUGUGCAGCUGACAAUGGACCUGAAGACAAUGUCGUGCAGGUGAGCAGCCAACAGGACAGUGCAAGCUCAGGAAUAGAACUGAAUGUUGAUGGAGAUCUAUUCAGAUGGAGGAUAGUAAGAAGUAGGCUGGGCAGGAGAAGCACCCAGCACCAAACCUUACAGCGGGUGAAAUGUAUAGUGGACAACAGACAUACCCAUUCUGAAAGUGAUUUGGGGAGACCUGCUGAGAAGCAGAGGCGGCGGCCCAUGAGGAGAUUCAACCAGAGGAGACCCAUUCCGACUCGCACAAAGGCAGACACCGAACUGGUGAAUCCAACAAAGUCAGACUGGGGAGAGCCCAGCCCCCAGAGAGCUGCAGACAGGGCCUGGAGAGGGAUGGAGGAGGCCAUCGACCCAACGACGGCCACGGCACCAGACUCCAAGCUCCCCACUAUGCAGGCCACAGAAACAUGGUGCCCGUGGUUUGUGACCCUCCUCCUCAAAGCGACCAGCCUUCUCUUGAAAGCGGCCCAUCUCCUCAAAGUGACUCGCCUCCACAAUAACCCGCCUCCUCCGUCUGACGACACACAUCAAGACCAGGAAGGUGCAUAAUGUUCAUACUUGGGUGCGUUUGUCGGUCCGGAAAGUAAUUAAAUCUCGUCAUGUAGGCUACGUUCUUAAAAACUGCUUGGAUAUAGCUUAAUUAUAUGCCGUGGGCCUUUUAAUGUGUUUGUUUGCAAUUUCGCCAGGUAGGCUACCUUCUUUAAACUGCGUUUUGUUAGACUACAUAUUUCGGGAUGUUUUAUUGUAGUCUUUGUAAAUAUGUAUAUAGUUUAGCCUAACCAAGCCACGUAAGGGAGCCAGCCAGUUCAACUAGGUGCCGGUCCCAAGCCCGGAUUAAUGGGGAGGGUUGGCGUCAAGAAAUAAAGAUACUGUAUCUUCACUGCAUCACUGAUGUCAAAAUG